AUGCUCUCCGAAGAAUUAAGGUUUCAUCGUUUGAAUUUAGAUAGCUUUGAGACUCCAUACAUCCAACAUUGUAUUCUUGAGAUGUCAAUAUCUGAUGUUUCGAGUGAUCUUACUAUAGAAAUCGGAUCAGCUAGUUUUGGUCUUCACAAGUUCCCUCUAGUUUUGCGAAGUGGAAGAACUAGAAAGCUGCUGCUAGAGGCGAAGGAUAUAAAGGUUUCAAGAAUCAAUCUUACUAGUCUUCCUGGUAGAUCUGAUGCAUUUGAACUUACUGCAAAGUUCUGCUAUGGAGUGAACGUUGAGCUUACCAUAUCAAAUGUGGCAUUACUCAGAUGUGCAACCAGGUUCAUGGAAAUGACAGAAGAUAUCUCCGAGAAAAAUCUGAAAAUUCAUACUGAGGUAUUCCUUAAGGAUGCGGUAUUUCCAAACAUAUCCAACUCGAUAUCUGUUCUUCGUCGCUGUGAAACAUUACUACCGGUAUCUGAAGAAGUCAAUCUUGUUAGCCAGUUUAUAAACGCAAUUGCAAACAAUGCCUGUAAAGAGAAACUAACAUCUGAUUUGUCAAAGCUAGAGUAUAAUUUUCCAUCCAAACCUGUUCAGUGCGUUGAUUCUGAGACACCAUCAGACUGGUGGAGAAAAUCACUCGGGAUGCUAAAUCUGAAUUUCUUUCAGAGAGUUCUGUUGGCAGUAAAAAUAAAAGGUCCUAAACAAGUCAUUAUCAGCAAAAUUUUGAUAAAUUAUGCCCAAAAUUCUCUUCACGGCUUGUUCAUCAAGGACCCUCAGUUGGUUAAAGAAAGUUUAUUGGAUUUGGAUUUGCAGAAAAGACAAAGGAUCAUCGUCGAAAUAAUAGCUGGCUAA
This is a messenger RNA of Capsicum annuum, 855 nucleotides long. Its product is annotated as BTB/POZ domain-containing protein At1g03010-like. The coding region runs from base 1 to 855 and encodes 284 amino acids. The transcript has 3 exons. The record is from RefSeq and is a predicted model, not a curated record. Gene Ontology annotation, molecular function: protein binding. Lineage: Eukaryota; Viridiplantae; Streptophyta; Magnoliopsida; Solanales; Solanaceae.